Enterobius vermicularis (human pinworm) is the source of this 2508-nucleotide messenger RNA. NCBI's taxonomy places the organism in Eukaryota, Metazoa, Nematoda, Chromadorea, Rhabditida, Oxyuridae. The record is from the annotation of a GenBank genome assembly.
AUGGAUGCCGUGGAAGAAUCGUCUUUGUUGGCUUACUCAGAAAGAAAUUUGUUCUAUGAGAGGAAGAACAUGAAGAAUGCCAAAAGAAACCCAUUUAGGAAUUUGACUAAUGGCAAAGCUAGAGAUUAUCUUAUUGUGAAAUGUGACAACAAAUCUUCUUCAAAGCAUUAUCGAGACGGAUCUGAGGAAAGCGGCUUGACAUUGAAUGUGCCGUACUCAAUGAAUCGCAAGUAUCGCUUUGCGACAAUGCAAUCGUUACAGUUACUAAGGAAUUCUCCUGAAAAACAAGAGAUUGUCGUCGUUCAUGAACAGGUUUUAUCUAACCUGCAGGCAAAACGUGCUGUGAAAUCCAAAUACUAUAAAAGUUGCGAAGGGGUCGACCAUGAUCUUCAACUUCCUGGAAGUGUUGGUUUUGUCAACACACUAACUUCCUGGUCACAAAAAAAGAAGAAGAAAGCUUCUAAUAAGAAACGGAAAAGGGAAGGAGAAGAGGAACUGGAAGAUCACAAAGAAAUUGUUCCUUUAAAUUUGACGGCUUACACGAUCUCCAGAUGUUUACCUUCAUUGGCGAAUAAAAGCAGAAAACACGGUAGGAAAACGCGAGUGCAUAAUAAACGUAACUGGUAUGAUUCGGAUGUUGAUUCUGCAACUGAUGAAUUAUUCUCAGCAGACGACCUUUUUGUGCGUAACAUUUCUCGGGAGGAAUUAUAUUUCAAGGAUGUUAGUAUAGGAGAAUUUCUUUCUACCUAUCCUAAACAACAAAAACCAGAAACAGCUAAGGAGGCCGAACCGACAAAGACAGAAAGCAGGGUGUCUAAGUCGUUAGAUUUCACACCAAAACUCGUUGAAAUGCCUAAAGAGGUUUCAAGCAGAUUCGAAUUUGACACUGCUUAUGAAAUUUGUGGUUGGGAGGAGAACAGUUUUGAAAAUGAAGCUAGCAAAAUUGUCGACAUUCUUCCGAAAGGAGCGAAGUUCGUCUGGCUAACCACCACCAACAGGGCAUUCGCAGUUCAAAUAUUUCUUCGAAGAGAAAAUGAGUCGUUGAAAAUAUUUCCAACUUUGAAUAUUAUGUUCCAGUUGGAGCCUCCAACAGCUAUUUAUAUACAUAUGGAUGGUGCAUUCGUUUUUACAUAUGGUGCGGAAAAAAUUCAAAGUCAGUUAUUGGAAAGGUCACCUCGAAAUCUCAGAGAAUUGGUAAACUGGUGUGUCGAAUCGCUUAAUGACUGGAAUGAUCCUCAUAAUGCAAUGUGUGGUUACAUUAGUUAUCCGGACUACAAGUUCCCUGGUGGGGAAACUCCAGGAAAAAAAUGUGUUGACGUAAAAGAUUCUGGCUGUUUUUCUGAAUAUUAUCAAUAUUGCGAGUUAAUUUUUGACGACUUAGCCACAAAGGAUGAUGGAGAUUUGAUUAAACUGGUGGAAAGAACACAUGGAGGAAAUGGCAGGGAAGAAUUUGGUGAUUUUGAAGUAAUUGAACCUAAAAAGGCCGCUGCAUGCUUAAUCUGCAACAUUGUUCCUUCAUCUGGAAGAGUUUUAUUAAACUGUUUGCACAGCGUCUGUGUCCGCUGCUUGAAGAAUUCUUUGAUUACGCAGUUGCGCACUGAUGUCUAUCCUCUACGUUGCCCGCUUUUGGAGAAGUUGAACAAUCGGGAAACAAUUUGUUGUCCUGGUUGUUUGGGAAUAGGUGAUAUUCCAGAGUUACUCCGCUACAGUGCCCUUAGAUGCACUAAAUGUCUUUUGUGUUUUUGUUCUAAAUGUGGAAGCCCUCCACAUCAUCCGUUAAGAUGCAUGGAAGCUGAAUAUUGGGUGGAGAAAUUUAAGCAGACAGGAAAGUAUGUUGCGUUGCGACUCAAAGGAGAGUUACAAGAAAAAAUGCUUAUUCGUAAAUGCUUUAUGUGCAAGAAAGAGAUGGAAGCAGGUGACUUGGUUCCAAGUGUGCGCUGCCCGUGCCAUAGUUGGUGUUAUUAUGAUUGGAAAACUGGAGAGAAGAUUGUUGAGAAAUGGUGUAGUGAUAGAAUUUAUUUCGAUGGACAGUGGCGAAAGGCAUCGGAAAUGCCAGCAGUGCUUGUUAAAGAGUAUUGCCCAACAUAUUAUGUAGAGGCAGACUACUGUAGACACUGGUAUGAGGCGGCGCAGAUGCGCAGGUCUCGUCUGUAUUUGCGGAAUGAUGAUGAAAGGACUGGUAUAAUAUCCGGAAGUCUGCCAGUAACGAGAUCACGAUCCGCAGCGGUUUACUAUCUACUGCAGUAUGGUUAUAUAUGGCUGUACAUUCACCGUCAUGAUGAGGGGUUCAAAUUAAGUGAAAUCCGUUCGCGUUUAGAGAGGGUAGCAAAGACGUGGAACGCCAUUCAGGAAAAACAAAAAGCCUCUAGUCUUCCAAAAGUUGCAAAUCGUGAUCUCCAGACUCUUGCAAGUCAUCUUGAUGAGAUGCUCUCCGAACUAUUAUCUGACUUCAAGAGCUGACGAGGCAAAUUAGCGGAAACUAGGGAAUUGGUUUGUGAUGUUUCUUAA